AUGGUAAAUUGGCUCUUAGCAGGACCACACAUGAAGAGCCAACACAGCAGAGGAUUGGAGCUGAGAAUCUUGCUGGUGGAAACAGGGACGGGCAGAAGUGCCACAGGGGACAGCACCCUGGGGGAGCAAGCGUUUGAGCCCCAGCUGCCCUCCCAGACCUUUACUCAGACCUGCAGGGAGAGUGCAGGAUGCUAGGGAGAGAGGGUGCUGGUCGUCAUGGGCACACCGGACCUGUGUUCAGGGAAGGACCACUCCGAUCCCCUGCACAGAGAGGUGCAGAAGUGCUACCUGCUCCCAGCCCCAGGCCCCCAUGUGCUCCUCCUGGUGAUGCAGCUGCACGGCUUCACUGCCCAGGACCAGCAGCCUGCAUGGAGGGUGAAGGCGGUCUUUGGAGAGGGUGCCAUGAGACACAUUGUCCUCUUCAGCCACAAGGAGGACCUCGAGGGAGGCUCCUGGAUGGAAUACAUCCACCACUCAGGAAAUAAAGCUCUAGGCAGGCUGGUGGCUGCGUGUGGGGGGCAACCAUACGCCUUUAAUAAGGGAGCCAAAGGGAGUGAUAUGGAAGACCUGAGGAAGCUGAUGGACUUGAGGGAGGGCCUGGUGGUGAAGAGAAGUGGGGAGCCCUGUACCAGUGAGCUGUACGGCCUAGUGACAGGGCUGGAAUGUGGACGUGAGUGGUCAGAGGGGAAUCUCCUAAAGUACAUGGAAAAGCAGAGAUGAGGCACAACCCAGGCCAAAAGCAAUUGCCUAAAAAGAGCCUCAAUCCAAAUGCAAGUGUGUGUUGUAGUUUGUAUUCAGUUGUCUGUCCAAUUGCUACCUCGGUUAGUUUGUGUAUUGCUCAGUAUAGAAAACUUUUCUUACUACUUACUCUGUAGUAUGUGCCAUUUGUUCUGUAGAUUAUUGUUAUUAUUGUUAAUUAUACUCAGAAAAUUAGUGACAAUUCCUGGGAAGACCAUUGGUUUGGAAUGCAAGACUCCCAGGGGACAGUUAUUGAUCAGUGAUUAUUAUCACUGUCACAGAGUGAGGGAAGCCCAGUGCCUCCUCUAUAGAAUGCAGUGCCAGACAUCAGUGAAUGGUUGA
This is a messenger RNA of Phyllostomus discolor (pale spear-nosed bat), 1080 nucleotides long. It is a transcript of the gene GIMAP2, whose product is annotated as GTPase, IMAP family member 2. The record is from RefSeq and is a predicted model, not a curated record. Gene Ontology annotation, molecular function: GTP binding. Lineage: Eukaryota; Metazoa; Chordata; Mammalia; Chiroptera; Phyllostomidae. Gene Ontology annotation, cellular component: endoplasmic reticulum.